AUGAGGCGAAAGGCAGGCGUUGGUGCUAUCCAAAAACAAAAGCUGGAGCAAGAAAAAUAUAAAGAUAAGGGAACUGAGAUUCAAGAAAAUCAAUUUGAGCAAAUGACAAAACAGAUGGAAACUUUUCGUGUGAAUCUAGAGGAAUUCGCAACAAAGUAUAAAAAUGAAAUUAAAAAAAAUGCACGUUUUCGGCGGCAAUUUACCGAAAUGUGUGCAUCAAUAGGUGUAGAUCCUUUAGCCUCAGGUAAAGGAUUUUGGUCAGUUCUUGGCAUAGGAGACUUUUAUUAUGAACUUGCUGUUCAAAUUGUUGAAGUUUGUAUGGCUACAAAUUAUAAAAAUGGUGGAUUAAUAUCAUUGGAUGAACUUAGAGCAAGAUUAAUUCAAGCUAGAGGUCGUAGAAAAGAACAUCAAGAAAUUACAAAUGAAGACUUACUAGCUGCAGCUAAAAAAUUAAAAAUUUUUGGAAAUGGAUUUUCUAUUGUUCCAAUUGGAAGAGGUAAACACUUAGUACAAUCUGUACCUGGUGAACUCAGUAUGGACCAUACUGCUGUACUACAACAAGCUAGUUUAUCUGGAAAUGCAUAUGUUUCAAGAUCCAUGUUAUGUAAAGAAUUAAAAUGGGAAUCAGAUAGGACACAGAAAGCUUUGGACCAUAUGGUAAAAGAAGGAUUGGCAUGGUUAGAUGAACAAGGUGAAAAUGAAAUAUUAUAUUGGUUUCCUAGUUUAUUUACAGCUUGCAUUGUAUCCAAAGAAUAAGCAAAAUAUUGACUUUAUAAUGAAUAGAUAGACAGUGUUUUAAAAGAAUAAGAUAUUUGCAAUAUAAAAUGUAUUUUUAAUGUGAAUAAAUUUACAUUAUUCUUGUAACAUAUACACAGUUAAAUAUCCAUUAUAAAU
This is a messenger RNA of Apis laboriosa (Himalayan honeybee), 894 nucleotides long. It is a transcript of the gene lsn, whose product is annotated as vacuolar-sorting protein SNF8. Gene Ontology annotation, biological process: protein transport to vacuole involved in ubiquitin-dependent protein catabolic process via the multivesicular body sorting pathway. The transcript has a single exon. The coding region runs from base 1 to 756 and encodes 251 amino acids. NCBI's taxonomy places the organism in Eukaryota, Metazoa, Arthropoda, Insecta, Hymenoptera, Apidae. The record is from RefSeq and is a predicted model, not a curated record. Gene Ontology annotation, cellular component: ESCRT II complex.